CUGGUGCCGCGGAGCCGGGGAAAGGGGGGCGGAGGCUCCGUAGAAAUAUGUCGGUGACAUUGAAUGGGGAGACCGAGCGGGAGCGAGGCGCGCGCGCGCACACACGGCCCGGCUCGCUCCGAGAUCCCCGGCCACGUAAGUAACUAUUAAUACCGCCUCGCCGAGAGAUGCGGGCGUGCUGAGCUCGGGGAUUGGCCUCGGGCACCGUCGGCCGUCCCCUUCAAUUUUAAAUACACAUUCCUCUUACCUCCGAGUGGGGGAAGAAAAAAAAUAUAAGAAGAAGAAGAAACGCCGUCAAUCUUCUCCAAAACAACCCCCGCCUGGCAAUUUGGGUUUAGGGUAGGGGGAGACGGAGUGGUUGCAAAUUAUUCCUAGGCAAGAUCCAGUUAUCGAGCGAGAAAGGAACGGCGCGGGUUGACUCGCUGGGGGUGCAGUCCCUUCCAGCGCCGGGAGGACCCCCCGGAAGCUUGCGCCGGGGAAAUCGGAGACCAUUGAUCUACCCUCGUCCCUGCGCGCACUUCUCUCUAUUCGGAGGACAAUCUGGAGCGCGAGCGAGCGGCGACGGCAUGAGCCCCUGCUGACCUCCGCCCGGAGGGCCAAGCCCUGGGCUUUGUCGCGGUACCUGCGCCCGGCCCGCAACUCCGUGCCCAGCUUUUGCAGUCUUUUGUUGGCAGCGCUGACCACUCUAAGUUAAAUGCUCCCUUGCUAUUUUUUUUUUUUGGCCUGUUUGUUUAAAUUUUGGAGAGCUCUUGCGAUCUUGGAAAAGCCUCAGACGCCAUCUACAGUUUAAACGUAGGUAAUUACUUUCUCCGGCACCCCCCCUUCCACGCCCCCCACCCUUUCCACCAAAAAAGGGGGUGCAGCGCGGAUUCUGUCUGCGGUGCGGCGCGAGCCGGUACCCGUGCUUAUUUCCUUUUUCUUUUUGUUCGGUUUCUAACGCGCUGAGACCAGGCAGCCGCCGUGCGCUCCCCGGAGACUGCACACAAACUACAGCAGGGCUCCUUCGCCCCGUCUGCGAUUGGGAAACCUGCGUGGGGAUCGCUUCGGGAGACCCGGCGCUGCAGCUCCCCACCUUAGCGAUCUGGUUACUCGUCUAGAUCCACGUUGGAAAAAGGGAAAGAGAGAGAGAGAAACUAAAAGUACGAAGAUUCAGCAAAUCGCUGGCUGCUUUGGGGUAACAAAAGGACCCGAGUUGCUGCCGACCGAGGACCCCCGGGAGCCGGGCUCGGAGCAGACAAGGUGCCCGGCGGCGCCCGUUUGAGGGCUUCCAACUCUUUCUCCACGUAGCCCCCUUCCCGUCCCCUCCCCUCUCGUUCCCUUUUAAAAUCCGUGACCCGGAGGCGCCUGCAGCCGCACUCGCCAGCGACUCGUCUCUCCAGCGGGUUUUUUGUUUGGCGAGUGCGAUCCUCACACUCAUGAACAUACACAGGUCUACCCCCAUCACAAUAGCAAGAUAUGGGAGAUCGCGGAACAAAACCCAGGAUUUCGAAGAGUUGUCGUCUAUAAGAUCCGCCGAACCCAGCCAGAGUUUCAGCCCGAACCUCGGCUCCCCGAGCCCGCCUGAGACUCCGAACUUGUCGCAUUGCGUUUCUUGCAUCGGGAAAUACUUAUUGUUGGAACCUCUGGAGGGAGACCACGUUUUUCGUGCCGUGCAUCUGCACAGUGGAGAGGAGCUGGUGUGCAAGGUGUUUGAUAUCAGCUGCUACCAGGAGUCCCUGGCCCCCUGCUUCUGCCUGUCUGCCCACAGCAACAUCAACCAGAUCACCGAAAUUAUCCUGGGGGAGACCAAAGCCUAUGUGUUCUUCGAGCGAAGCUAUGGGGACAUGCAUUCUUUCGUCCGCACCUGCAAGAAGCUGAGGGAGGAGGAGGCGGCCAGACUGUUCUACCAGAUCGCCUCGGCAGUGGCCCACUGCCACGACGGGGGGCUGGUGCUGCGGGAUCUCAAGCUGCGGAAAUUUAUCUUUAAGGACGAAGAGAGGACCCGGGUCAAGCUGGAGAGCCUGGAGGACGCCUACAUCCUGCGAGGGGAUGACGACUCGCUCUCCGACAAGCACGGCUGCCCGGCGUACGUCAGCCCGGAGAUCCUGAACACCAGUGGCAGCUACUCCGGCAAAGCGGCCGACGUGUGGAGCCUGGGAGUGAUGCUGUACACCAUGUUGGUCGGGCGGUACCCUUUCCAUGACAUUGAGCCCAGUUCCCUCUUCAGCAAGAUCCGGCGUGGCCAGUUCAACAUUCCAGAGACUCUGUCGCCCAAGGCCAAGUGCCUCAUCCGAAGCAUCCUGCGGCGAGAGCCCUCCGAGCGGCUGACCUCGCAGGAGAUUCUGGACCAUCCUUGGUUUUCUACAGAUUUUAGCGUCUCGAAUUCAGGAUAUGGUGCUAAGGAAGCGUCCGAUCAGCUGGUGCCGGAUGUCAACAUGGAGGAGAACUUGGACCCUUUCUUUAACUGAGCUCACGCCGCGCAGAGACUGAGCAGGUACCAGGAGCGAGAGAGGAGAGCGGAGAGGCGUUCUUCCAGGGAACACGGAUCGGUCGCCCGGCUUGGCAGCCAGAAAGACCCUGACACUCACAAGCUUCUUGGUUCAAAGAAGGAAAAUGGUCCAGGAGCUGACUGAACAUGUAGCAGGGGGUGGGGGCACGAGGGACGUGGGAUGGGGGCGGGCUCUGGGGUCCUGCCGGGUGGGCAGGCGCCCCCGGAUCUCCUCUUGCCUGGCAGAGUGACCGGAGACCACCCCUGUCGGUUGGGCUGCUUCCGCCUACCCCACUUUUCAUUUUGUUCCAAAAUAGUUGCAGAUCCUGAUAGAAUCAAAACUCUCUGCCUCAAACAUACAUCUUGGCAUCGCACUGUUAGCAUCUAACUUCUUGUCAUGAAUUCAGGGAAGGUACAAUUGGCCAAGGGUUUUUGUUUUUGUUUUUGUUUUUUUGUUUUCCUUUUGAAACAAGCCAGCCACCUAUCUAUCGGAUAAUUCAUGGGGUUCAUUUAAAAAAAAAAAUUAGGUGCACACAGACUGACAUGAAACCUGGGUGCUAAACUAAAAGAAAAUAAAAGUCCAGUUUGUGUCUCUUAAUUGCGCUCUUCAACUCAUUUCUUCUAAAGAAACUAUUUAAGAUCCUGGUCAGGAAAUGACAUGUUAAUGCUUUGUUCCCUGAAGGUGGAAAAAAAAAGUCUGUCCUUUAACCCACUAUUCUGUUUUGUGUCAGUUGGUUUCUGGCAGGAAGCUAUUAGAAGUCAAACUUCCAGAUGCAUUACUGCUGUCAUAGUUUAAAGACAGAGGGAAAAAAAGGAAGAAGAAAGGAAACGGGAAAUUCGGCUUACAUUUUUUCGGUUGUUGUUUGAACGAUGGGGGCUGCGUUACAGGCACUCUUCUUGGCUGAGGGGAGUGAUGGUGUGAGAAACCGGAAGCUCUUUGCAGUCUGAAGCUGGUACAACACUCUGAUCUCAGCUAAACACUUCGUCUUGGUUCUGUUGGAAACUAGUGAAACGAAGCAGGUUGUCCCACGUGUAUAAAAUACAGGGCAGCUUUUAAGUUUUCUGUACGGAGUAUGAUCCUUUUUGGCUUGGAAGGCCCUCUGGUUUGGACAGAAACCCUCAGCAGAGACGAAUGAAAAGGAAAAUUAAGCUGAAAGCGAGGAUGAUAUAAAUAAAAACAGCUCUCUAUCCCAAUACGCACCUUUGUAUUUUCAAGAACUCUUCUAUUUAUUAAGGAAAAUGUCACAUUGUGAUGUAUUAAGCCAGUACUUCAAUUACGGGUUGACUUGGGAUAAUAUGUUACAUGCUGUAGUUAACAUUUAUAUAUAUAUAUUUUUUUCCUUGUUUGAGUAUUCCUGUCCCUGAAAUAACCUUUUAUUUGGCUUUUCUAGCUAGCUUUAUUUGAUUUCGAGUGGCAAAUGUUGGGUUGUUUUUUUUUCUUUAUUAUUAUUAUUAUUAUUAUGGCUUUUCUAUCGCUGUAUGAUACAGAACUCUUCUGCAUCAAUGUUUGUGUUUCCAGUACCUCAGUUGUUAGGUUUUUACUGCCUGUAUGCGUUUUGUGAAACGGUCAUGUUUCUGGGUAGGUGACACGUGGACUCUAGUAUGUAAAUGUUACUUGAAUCUGUGCUUCAUUAUAGUACGUGGCAUGUCUGUGCAGACCCUGGAUGCUUUAUGCCUAUUUAGCAGGAGCCCCGCCUCGCGUUCCCAGGAGGGCGGCUUAACCGUUCGUUCACCGUCAGGAGACAAGGAGGCCAUGGAUUGGCUCUCGAUUCUAUUUUGAUGAUGGAAGAUGAAAAGGAGAGAGGAUUUUUUUUUUUUUUUUUACAUGCUGAAGAUGGUGCUGAGUCAAGAAGGACCUGUUUUUCUUCCCUCUCCCUUAUUUUUUAAGUGCCCUGUAGGAGGAAGGAUUGGUGACAUGCAUGGUGGGAAUCUGUGGCCUCUGGUGCUUUGUCCUGUAUUUGGUUUAAUGUUUUUGUCCUAAUCUCUUCAAUCAAUAAAAUUGUGCAAAUUUAACUAAA
Molecule: messenger RNA, 4485 nt
Organism: Vicugna pacos (alpaca)
Lineage: Eukaryota; Metazoa; Chordata; Mammalia; Artiodactyla; Camelidae
Source: RefSeq, a predicted model, not a curated record